AUGAACCUGAGCUUGCUAGAACGACCGGCGAUACUAUGUCAAUGCCUCAGAUGCUCCAGCUCGCUGGCUGUUUUAGAGAAUGAAUGGGGAAGACUUUCCGGCAUCUAUGCCGUUCCAACGGCGUGGUUGAGUGUCAACCUGCAACGAAUCUCGGUUGCGGACGAACAGAAGACUAUCCCGCAGACUUCUGAGAUGAGCAUGUUCCGGGGCUGUUGUGCUCAAGAGGUCUCAUGCAAGCUGUGCCAGCAGAAAUUGGCCAUCCUCUGCGAACUAAAUGAUCGCCCCCAUAUCCUCUGGAAGAUGUCAAAGGUUUCCUUCCGAGAUAUUGUGACCAUGCGAACCGCCGAGCCUCUUUUCAAGGAUGGUGCACUCGACACGUUGUUCCACCCCGCCGCGUCGGUAGCCGAAUCCCUCCAAAAAUCGAAGCAUGACAAUGCUUUGGUGCCUGCUGGAUCGCAAGAUACACUUCUCAUGGACCCUUCGAUGCAUAGGCAAAUGCAACAUCACGGUCGAAGCAUCGACCAAAUCUCGAACUCAGUGAACAAUUUACACGACACCAUGGCCGAUUUGAAACAUUCGUUCACUUCACUCCGGAUAGAAUUGAACGACCCCAACAGAGCCUUCAGUGAAAACAACUCGACAAGAACUCCGGGGUUUGAAAUGAUUGCCACAGUUCUCAAGGAGCUCAAAAGCAAAUCGGACGAGAAUGAGAAAAUGAGGCUAGAAAUGGAGACUCUGAAACUGAAGAAUCGCAUGAUCGAAGCACGCAAGCCAGCCAACCCUGAGGAUCCCGCUCCAGUCCUCACCCUAACACGGCCUACGGACCUACAAAGUCCGGGUCCUCAUCAAGCUGGGAAGAAGCGUGCAUGGCCAGAUGCAUUCCCGGCCGUUCGAGCCCCAACGGUGGCAGACUCGUUUGAUGAAGAUGACAUGGCAGAUGACCUGCCUCUGGAGAAUCGGUCGAACGAACACAGCCAUGACCCCUCGCUGCCCGCGGCGCGCCAUUCUUCGGCCAGGCCCGCAGAGUCUCAGCUUCAAUACGAACUCAGCCAAACGGGCGAGAACAAUACCAACAACCCGACGAAAUCCAGCAGGCCCAAGCGGCAACGACUGAACCCGCGAAAUGAUGAAGAAGCGCCCAAGACCAGCAAGAGACCCGGCCGACCACGAAAAUCAAACGCGAUCGAGGAGAAUGUAGAGGCUACGGCUGUGCCGCCAAUUUCUACAACUAUCGAACAUGCGACACAGCUUCCCUCGGCUUCUUCGACCUCAGAACCACUGAAUCCACGGAAGAGAAAGCUACGUCGGAGUGCCCGGUCGCAGUCGUUUGGGCCAAGCGCUACAGCCUCGCAUGGCAAAGAUGCCACGAAUCCAACAAUCCCGAGCGAAGACCGAGGUACAGCCCAAGAAACGAGUACCGAUACACUGGAACAGAUGGGCACUUCUUCGGCUCUCGACGUGGAUGCAACGAACCAUGACUCGACGAUGAUGACCGAAGCUGCCCGUGAAUUUCAGAAGGAAAAGCUGAGAGCUAAGAUUCUGGUGCGAGAUGCUCAAAUUCGGAGAGUGAUGGAACAAGAGGAGGCAAUGGACACUCAUGAAGCCCAAUGA
Messenger RNA from Penicillium diatomitis, 1611 nucleotides. RefSeq lists its product as uncharacterized. Lineage: Eukaryota; Fungi; Ascomycota; Eurotiomycetes; Eurotiales; Aspergillaceae. Bases 1 to 1611 code for a protein of 536 amino acids. The record is from RefSeq and is a predicted model, not a curated record. The transcript has 2 exons.